Messenger RNA from Carica papaya (papaya), 3322 nucleotides. NCBI's taxonomy places the organism in Eukaryota, Viridiplantae, Streptophyta, Magnoliopsida, Brassicales, Caricaceae. The record is from RefSeq and is a predicted model, not a curated record.
AGCAACAGGUGAAGUAGGUGAAAAGCAAAGUCUAUCUUUCUCUCUCGCUGUCCCUUUGUCUCUCUGUCUCUCUCUCUCUCUCUCUGAGAUUACCAAAUUACCACGAUAAUCACUGCUGCUCUCUCUCUACCUAAUCCAUUAACAAAGACAACAAAUUCAAAGAGAGAAAAAAAAAUUUCGAGAAUGUAAAUCAUCUAGCCGAGAAAGAGCGAGAAAAUAAGCUAGAAAGUGAGAGAAAAUAUAUCACCAUUACUCUUUAUGCAUUUUAUUUAAAUAUAUUGACGGAGUGGUAGCAUCGGUUGGUGAUUCUUAUUUACAUCCAUCAAACCAAAAAGCAAACCCUAAGAGAGUUCCUCCCCCGGAUAUUAGCUGUCUCAACUUGUAGAUCUCACCGAGUAUUUUUUUCAAGUGUUACUCUCCGAUCUGCCGCGUGCCGCCGGAUUAACUCGAUGGAGGAGCUUGGGCCGAUUCACGGGGUCGAAAGGUGUAGCGGUUUCAACAAAUUUUCUCGGUUCGUCAGUUGCUUUUAAUGUUAGUUAUCUCCGCAAAUGUCGGCUUCAUUAGCAGCUUUUGAGCGGCCACGAGGUGGAGUUUCGAAUACGGUUUUCAAGAGUGGCCCGCUUUUCAUAUCCUCGAAAGGAAUAGGUUGGAAAUCGUGGAAGAAGCGUUGGUUUAUUCUGACACGCACUUCGUUGGUUUUCUUUAAAAAUGAUCCUAGUGCGCUACCGCAAAAAGGUGGUGAAGUUAAUCUUACUUUGGGUGGCAUUGACUUGAACAACUCUGGGAGCGUGGUUGUUAGAGAAGAUAAAAAAUUGUUGACUGUGUUGUUUCCUGAUGGACGUGAUGGGCGAGCUUUCACCCUUAAGGCUGAGACAUCAGAUGAUUUGUAUGAGUGGAAGACAGCCCUUGAACAUGCCCUUGCCCAAGCACCUAGUGCUGCUCUUGUCAUGGGCCACAAUGGGAUUUUUCGGAAUGAUACCAAUGAUGCAAUUGAAGGAUCUUUCCAUCACUGGAGGGAUAAGCGUCCUGUUAAAUCUUUGGUUGUUGGAAGACCAAUUUUGCUUGCUCUUGAAGAUAUUGACGGAGGUCCAUCAUUCCUUGAGAAAGCUCUUCGAUUUCUUGAGAAAUUUGGAACAAAGGUUGAAGGGAUUUUACGACAGUCGGCGGGUGUUGAGGAAGUUGAGCGCAGAGUUCAAGAAUAUGAGCAAGGCAAGAUUGAAUUUGAGUCUGAUGAGGAUGCUCAUGUUGUUGGAGAUUGUGUUAAGCAUGUUCUGAGGGAAUUACCCUCAUCUCCUGUACCAGCAUCCUGCUGCACUGCUCUGUUGGAGGCUUACAAAAUUGAUCGGAUGGAAGCUCGGAUAAGUGCAAUGCGCUCAGCAAUACUGGAAACAUUUCCUGAACCAAACAGGCGUUUGUUACAGAGAAUUCUGAAGAUGAUGCAUACUAUCUCAUCACAUGCUCAUGAAAAUCGAAUGACUCCAUCUGCUGUAGCUGUUUGCAUGGCACCUUUACUUUUACGCCCGCUGUUAGCUGGGGAAUGUGAAUUGGAAGAUGACUUUGAUGUUAAUGGAGACAAUUCUGCUCAGCUUCUUGCUGCUGCAAAUGCUGCUAAUAAUGCUCAAGCCAUUAUAACAAUUCUUUUGGAGGAGUAUGACAAUAUUUUCGAUGAUGAAAAUCUACAUAGAUGCUCUAUUUCAGCAGAUUCUCACAUUGAAAAUAGUGAGAGUGAAGAGUCAACUGAUGAUGAAAAUUUGGAUGUGAAAGACAAUGGCCUACAUGAUGCUGAAAUGUUUGUUCAGGCAUUUGGGAUUGAUGAUUCAGAUGUUGGAUCCAGAGACAAUCCUGCUCUUGCGGAGAGUUCAAACUUGUCUGUUGAUACUCUACAUGCUGCAGAUCCUAGUAUUCAGAUGAUGGAGCAGCAUGGCAAACAAAAGAAAGCAAAUGAAAAUUCAACUAACGACAUAGAAGUUUCAAAUGUCUUACCUGCUGGUGAGUCGUAUAGGUCAAUGGGGGAGAUUCUGUCAUCAAUGGAUCGUGGUAAUCCACCACCUGGAUCCAUAGUUGAAUCUUCUGCUGAGAAGCCAGCGGGUAAAGUCACAGGCUCCACUCUUAAUGUGAAGCGAUCAACAUUCUGGGGAAGAAGCAAUGCAAGGAAGACACCCUCACUUGACUCAAUUGAUUCUUCUGGGGAAGAAGAGCUUGCUAUACAGAGGCUUGAGAUUACAAAAAAUGACUUGCGACAUCGAAUUGCAAAGGAGGCUCGAGGAAAUGCAAUUCUGCAAGCUAGCUUGGAGAGAAGGAAGCAAGCAUUGCAUGAACGUCGUUUGGCACUUGAACAAGAUAUAUGUUUCGCUCUAUUUCUUCCUCUCUCUUGCCUUAUAAAUGUACUUGAUGUCUCCAGGAAGUUUCUUCAGCAAGACUUUGAUACAACUCUUGCUUUCUGUAAUAAUGAGAGGAAACAAAGAACUGAGGAGAAUUUGCUUGGGACAGAUUGGAGGAAUAUUAGAGGACAGGGAUUGGCAGCUGGCAGUAGUAGCAGGCAGCCGACUCGAAAGCAAUCUGCGGACCCAACAAGCUUGAGUGACGCUAAAAGCACGGAGGCAUCCGUAAGUAUGUAUAUGGAUGACCUCUGUGCUGCUGAAUCUGCUUCUGUUCCAUCCACUUCAAGAGCAGUAGAGAUGAGUGAUUAUCCAAGACACCAAUCAGCAGCAUCUUCUGCAUUGGUCGAGUUAACCACACGGCUGGAUUUCUUUAAGGAAAGACGUUCUCAGCUAAUGGAACAGCUCCACAACCUGGAUCUAAACUACGGAACAUCUUCACAAGAUUUCAUCUACAGACCGUCAUCUCCCCCAUGGAACUAAUCAAUGACAAUGCUCACAACUCAAGGAGAAGAAUGGCGGUGUUGUUCUUGUACAUUCAAGAAGAAUGUUGUUCUUGUGCAUAUAGUUGUAUUUCUUUAGCCCUUGUCACUCCCCAAUGUUUUUCCAUUUUAUUGAAUUUUCUCUUUUCUUUUCUUCUCUGUCUUUUCCUUAGUGAGAAUGUGAUUGAAUUCGCCAUGGUGGUGUGCCCUUCCUCCCUGACUCUGAUCCAUUUUUGUCACCGAACCUGUAAGCAAAGUGCUAUUAUUGUGUCUAUAGUAGUUGUUGGAUGGAGGUAUGUGUUGUACAAUCAUCUUUCGAGGGACAUAAUAACCUCAAUUCUUUCUGACGAGUCAAUCUUGUAAGUAAUUUGUGCUGGUCAGCUUGCAUGAACUUUUUGUAUCCAUUUGUUUGCCUGCUAAUAUUUCAACACAAAUCAGACAUGAGUUUAUGGGUUUUGUAAA